AUGGCCUCGGUUAAAAAAGACAACAGACUGACGAGCUCUCAGAGCUCUAUGUGCGUCGGUUUCGCUGGGGUUUUCAGUAAAACCGUCACGUCGCCCCUUGAGGUGGUUAAAAUCAAAAGUCAGGUGGGAACUUUUUACUGCAAGAAGGGUUUCUGGCAAAGUUUUCUCCUCAUCUACCAGAAUGAGGGUAUUCGAGGAUUUUGGAAAGGAAACCUCGCCUCCUGUCUGCGGUUGUUCCCCUACACCGCAGUUCAUCUCACAACAUACAAAAAGUUAGUCCACCUUCACAUGGAUGAACUGGGCUUCAUCUCUCAGUGGAGAGCCAUAUUCGCCGGCGGACUGGCUGGUAUUGCUGCUGCCCUGACCACGUACCCUCUGGAGGUGGCAGAGACCAGGCUCAUCGUUCAGAACUGCAGACAGCCCACAUACGUCGGCGUAGCUCACACUCUCUCAAAGAUCUACAGGAAUGAAGGGCUGCUUGCUCUCUACAGGGGCUUUUCCCUCACUUUAUUGGGUGCAUUUCCGUUUUCUAUCGGAUGCUAUGCAGUCUACAUGAACUUGGACAAACUCUGGCAGGAGCCUCCUUUUCGCUUCACUCCCCUUCAGAACUUCAUUAAUGGCUGCCUCGCAGCGGGAGUGGCCCAAACACUCUCCUACCCUUUUGAAACAGUUAAACGGAAGAUGCAGGCGCAGAGUGCCCGUCUUCCCCAUUUUGGUGGAGUUGACGUCCAUUUCAGUGGAAUGAUGGACUGUUUCAUACAGGUUGUUAAAAACAAGGGCGUCCUCUCACUGUGGAAUGGCCUUACUGCCAACACAAUAAAGAUUGUUCCCUACUUUGGCCUUCUUUUCACCUGCUUCGAGAUGUGUAAGCAGGGCUGCCUUUACCGCAACGGGUACAUCGUCUCACCCCUGAGCUACAAACUUGCACCGGGGGUUGACCAGAGCCUCGGGCCGUACGAGUUGGAAGACGCAAAGCGCUACUUGAAAAACAGGAACUUUGGGUCAGGGGAGUCGUCUUUCAGAAACCGCUGGUGAAACUUGACAUGAGAAGAUAUCUUGUGUAAAACACUGACUGUUGACCACACUUGACCAGCAAAUUGAAAUACUUGUUGUGUCUAUGAUAAUUACAUAACAUUUCAGGUUUCAUGUCUUCAUAGAAGGCGUUAGCCAUCUAUUUAAAUGAUGUCCUGUCAGCAACGGUCUACCUCUUUCAGAAACAGUUAUUUUAUCUGAUAGUAUUAUUUGUUAAUGAAAUGUUCCCUCACCCUUCAUGUCUUUCCAUAACUUUUCUUAACCAAACAUUAUGUGCCUUGAGCAUUAAAUAUUUAUUUCAGGGCUUAUUUCAGUUAUUGACAUCAAAUGGUGCCAUACUGUAGUUUAUCAAAAUAACUUGUAAAUGUGCUUUUACUCCACUUCUUGUGUGAUACAUUAUAUUUUUAAUGUAUAAUGAAUGGAGAAAUGUUGAUGCUUCUUGUGUUUGAGUAUGAUCAAUCAUGUAAAUGUGCUAACAUUGAUUGUGAUGAAAGACAUGCAUAAAACAUAAAAAUUUCAUUGAGACAA
This is a messenger RNA of Perca fluviatilis (European perch), 1560 nucleotides long. RefSeq names its product solute carrier family 25 member 43 (gene slc25a43). The record is from RefSeq and is a predicted model, not a curated record. Gene Ontology annotation, biological process: transmembrane transport. The coding region runs from base 1 to 1035 and encodes 344 amino acids. Lineage: Eukaryota; Metazoa; Chordata; Actinopteri; Perciformes; Percidae. The transcript has 5 exons.